CUCAACCUCCCAGUUGUUACUCACAGAAAUGAAUUUCACCCUCACCCCAGAAUCAAGAAGAUUUGACAGACUCUUUCUCUCUGAACAUGACUCUUCUACAGCUGUCUUUUCUCUUGCUUUUUUACCAUAUAUAUAGAGUGAAUGGAAAUGCGAAACUGGUACAGAUCAUGGCAGUGGUGAAAUCUGAGUCCAAGACAGUUUCUAUAAACUGUAAUUUCCCUUCAGACUGCAUUAGUUACAUUCACUGGUAUCAGAAAAAAGAGGGAGAAACAUUAAAGAGAAUUGUAUAUGCAUCAAUCAGUGAUGGAGCUGCUUACAAUGAUGCUAAUGCUGAUUCAUUUAAAAUUGAUAAGAAAGGCUCAAAUAUGGCUUUGAAAAUAUACGAUGCAAAGAAAGAGCAUUCUGCAAUAUAUUAUUGCGCUUGUUGGAUCUCAGGCGGAGUGGGCAACUACUAUAUCAAACGUUUUGGAUCUGGAACAAGGCUGAUUGUUACCGGCAAAGGUCUCGUGGAGCCACGUCUAACGGCAUAUUCACGAUCAGAAAAACAUCGGGAAAAAAGUAUUAUGUUAUGUCAAGCCAGCGAUAUGUUUCCUGACCUUGUCAAAUUCUCAUGGAAAUCGAAGAGCUCGACAGGAGAUUGGACCAAAACGACAAGUGGAGAUGUUGUGGAACAGAGGGAUGAAAAGGAGAACAACAUUUUCGUGACAAGUAUGUUGAUUGUAGAUAAAGACACGGCCAAAAACAACAACUACCAAUGCACUGUUGAACAUGAGGGAGGCAAAACCAAAACAGCUGAAGUAAAAUCAGAUAAAGUCGAAAAAUCAGAGAAAAGACCUAAGGAUGACAGUCCGAAUCCAACAUGUCCACCCAGCGAGAACACAAAACAGAAUUUAGAAAGCGUGGAUCAAAAACCCAGUUUCUAUCUGUUUGUCUAUGCAUAUGGUAUAAUGCUCAUGAAGAACGGAGUAUACUUAGUUACUGUCUGUAUAUUUCUACUCAAGAGAAAGGCUGGAAAGAAAGAUGAGAGCUCCCAGGAGCCAAGUAAAUGAAAAAAAACAUCACGCAAAAACAAUUACUGGUAUUUUUUAAUUCCAUGAUAAUGUGCAUAUUAUUAUUUUCUACACAUUUUGUCAUCUUACUUUAAUUAUUUUUUUCUUUCAUGGUGUUGCUCAUAUUUGUUAAUGCAGUACUCUGUCACAUUUGAUUGAUUGCUUGGAUUAUUCAACAUUAUUUUUUCCAACAGCUUUUGAAAAAAGUAAUUUUAAAUAGCACUCUUUAAAAUAGGCAAUUAAAUAUUGUGAUUUUAAGAACUGA
This is a messenger RNA of Triplophysa dalaica, 1314 nucleotides long. RefSeq lists its product as uncharacterized. The record is from RefSeq and is a predicted model, not a curated record. The coding region runs from base 87 to 1049 and encodes 320 amino acids. The transcript is spliced from 6 exons. NCBI's taxonomy places the organism in Eukaryota, Metazoa, Chordata, Actinopteri, Cypriniformes, Nemacheilidae.